AUGGCCAACCCACGCACCCACACCCUAGACAACUUCCGCACGAGCCUAACAGCCCUCGUAAUCCUGCACCACGCCUCCACCCCCUACGGUGGUGCAGGCCCCUGGCCCUACACUUCCCCCCGCUACUACCCCAGCAGCUCCCCCGCCCUCGUCCUCUUCAACGUCACAAACCAGACCUUUUUCAUGGGCUCCUUUUUCCUUGUCUCCGCGUACUUUUCCUCCAUCGCCGCGAAGAAGAAGACGAGGUCGCAGUUUCUGCGCGAGAAGUGGAGGAGGUUGGGUGUGCCGACGCUUGUGUUUUGUCUAGUGAGGGGGGGUUUCGUGAGGGGGAUAUUGGCGGGGAGGUUGAAGGGAGAAGGAUGGGGCGUGGUGGGGAGGGAGGUUUGGGAGGGGGUCAAGAGCGUGAGGGGGAUUAGAGGGCCGGUUUGGUAUUGUGCUACUCUUUUGGCUUUUGAUGCGGUGUUUGCUGGAUUGUUGCCGGGGUAUUUUGCUCGUCAGGAGCCGGUGCCGCAGGGCAAGAAAGCGGACUCCGGUUCUGCCUCUAGCAAUAUUAAGGCCAGCGCACCGUCGACGAAGACUCCAUCCCAAAUGGAAGUUACCAACGCCCCAGAGGAACCGAAGCCCUUCCGGACGACUCACGUGCUGGCUACCCUAGGCCUGAUAUCCACAUCAUCCUUCUUCAUCCGACUCUACUAUCCCGUAGGCCGAGCCUUCUGGCCCUUGUUCCUCCAGCUGGCGUAUGUAUCCCAAUACGUCACUUACUACACCGCCGGCAUCUACAUCCACCGCUCUGGCCGCUCACUCCAAAACGCCAUCUCUUCGCACACCUUGCGAAUAGUUGGCACCAUCACCGCCACCAUCGCCUCUCUCAGUCUCUUCCACAUCAAAUCGCUACUCGAUACCGGCAUGUCUUUCCCCGACAUCGUCCCUCUCAUCUUCGGCGGCCCUAACCCACUCGCGUUCCUCUACGCUUUCUUCAACGAAUUCGCUGGCUUGACCCUCACUUCGCUCCUUCUAAAAGCUUUCUACAACCCACGUUUGGCGUUUCUGAGCAAGCGCUGGAUGCCCGGUCGUUCUUGA
This is a messenger RNA of Alternaria conjuncta, 1080 nucleotides long. RefSeq lists its product as uncharacterized. The record is from RefSeq and is a predicted model, not a curated record. The coding region runs from base 1 to 1080 and encodes 359 amino acids. The transcript is spliced from 2 exons. Gene Ontology annotation, molecular function: acyltransferase activity, transferring groups other than amino-acyl groups. Lineage: Eukaryota; Fungi; Ascomycota; Dothideomycetes; Pleosporales; Pleosporaceae.